Molecule: messenger RNA, 315 nt
Organism: Letharia columbiana
Lineage: Eukaryota; Fungi; Ascomycota; Lecanoromycetes; Lecanorales; Parmeliaceae
Exons: 1
Coding region: 1-315 (104 amino acids)
Source: RefSeq, a predicted model, not a curated record
AUGGUGCAUAACUUUUAUGCCGGGAUGGGCGGCUUCGUGAUCGAGACCAAUGACAGUGAUCUCCAUCCAUAUAUGCCGGGCUCGCCGCGGCAAUCAAUCACAGCACAAGGCGUUGCGAUACUUGCAGAACAUGGUCAUCUUCCUGAUAUCUUACAAGAACCCUUAAACGAUAAGAGUAAAGCCGACCAUGUUGCCAAGACUCUUGCGAUCGUUCAGGCGAGCUGGCUUCUCAUCGAGUGCAUUGCCCGAAUUGUAACGCGCUUACCUCUCACACUGAACGAGAUCAAUACCCCGGCUCAUGUCAUGUGCGCUUAA